Messenger RNA from Galendromus occidentalis (western predatory mite), 1884 nucleotides. Its product is annotated as single-minded homolog 1. Bases 1 to 1884 code for a protein of 627 amino acids. Gene Ontology annotation, biological process: regulation of transcription by RNA polymerase II. Gene Ontology annotation, cellular component: transcription regulator complex; nucleus; cytoplasm. The record is from RefSeq and is a predicted model, not a curated record. The transcript has 8 exons. Gene Ontology annotation, molecular function: DNA-binding transcription factor activity, RNA polymerase II-specific; RNA polymerase II transcription regulatory region sequence-specific DNA binding; protein dimerization activity. NCBI's taxonomy places the organism in Eukaryota, Metazoa, Arthropoda, Arachnida, Mesostigmata, Phytoseiidae.
AUGGUUCUAGCCUUUGGUUCGACCAGCUGCAGCGAGUUCCUCAAAGGCCGCGAGGAAGACUCAUUUCAAGGAGACCUCCGAGACGAACGCGACGACAACAGCUCCUCGUCGUCCCCACUCUCGUAUUCGGUGACCUCUUCGCCCGUUUGUGGAAGAUAUUCGAAAAUGAAGGAAAAGUCGAAGAAUGCCGCACGCUCGCGACGCGAGAAAGAGAAUGCCGAAUUUGUAGAGCUUGCGAAACUUCUACCGCUCCCUCAAGCGAUCACAACGCAACUCGAUAAGGCGUCUGUCAUUCGCCUGACGACAUCCUAUCUGAAGAUGCGAGCUGUAUUUCCUGAUGGGCUCGGAGACAAGUGGGGAGCUGAGGUGGACCGCGAACGCUCAGACAGCGCCGGAAUCCGAGAGUUGGGAUCACACCUCUUACAAACGUUGGACGGUUUCGUGUUCGUGGUUGCCCCGGAUGGCAAGAUCAUGUACAUUUCCGAAACGGCUAGCGUCCAUUUGGGUCUUUCUCAGGUGGAACUGACCGGAAACAGUAUCUACGAAUACGUACAUCAGAACGAUCACGACGAAAUGGCUUCGGUGCUCUCAUGUUCGUCUCCUCCCGAAGGGGGUCAACCUCGAGGAUCGCAAGGGGAGCUAGAAAUCGAUCGUUCAUUUUUUCUAAGAAUGAAGUGCGUUCUAGCGAAGCGAAACGCCGGCUUGACUUCUGGCGGAUACAAGGUGAUUCACUGCAGCGGCUACUUGAAAGUGAAACAAUACUCACUGGAAUCCGCGCCCUACGAGAGCUGCUAUCAGAAUCUCGGGCUCGUUGCCGUUGGGCACUCACUACCGCCGUCCGCGGUUACCGAAAUAAAAAUGCACACGAACAUGUUCAUGUUCAGAGCAUCUCUGGAUUUGAAACUGAUCUUCUUGGAUUCGCGAGUGAGCGCCCUGACCGGAUACGAGCCCCAGGAACUGAUCGACAAGAGCCUUUACCAAUUCGUCCAUGUUUCGGACUGUAUGCAUCUCCGUUUGGCGCAUCAUCAACUGCUGCUCAAAGGACAAGUCACCACAAAGUACUACAGAUUGCUAUGCAAAGGAGGCGGUUACGUUUGGAUGCAGAGUUACGCCACAAUCGUCCACAACAGCCGUUCUUCGAGACCUCACUGCGUCGUCAGCGUGAACUACGUUCUCAGCGACAUUCACGAACGAGACAUUGAGGUUGAGAUCCAACAAGGAGUCUCGCUCAAAGAACCCAACGGAGCACAGCAGCCGGUAGAGCAGACUUCCAACGGUGUCGGAGGAUUCGAAGAGUAUCCCUCAUCCCACAGUCCGGGCAGCAGGACUAAGAAACGUAAGCGUAGAACGGCGUCCCCGUACGACGAGGCAGCGGGUGGAGCAUCGUCAUCGCUCAUGGAUUACACUGUCCCUCCAGUCGCGGCCCCAUCCGAUGGUCCUCCCCGCGUAUCUCCGGCGCCCUACGACGCCCAGACGGUGUGGUAUCCGGCGGAAGCCGAUCGAAACUGGAAUUGCUACCAGUUUCUACCCCAAAGCAAAUAUCCUCUGAAUCAACUGACCCCGGCUGGUUACUACCCUCAAUUCGAGUCUGUGGCGCCAUCUGUCGUUCCAAUCGAGCAGCUGUACCCCCCGAUGCAGCAGCGACCGUAUAGUAAUCACUCCGAUUCCACCACCCAAUCAUCCGAUAGCAGCGGAUAUCCUCCUUGUCCGGUGUACCCAUUGUACGGCUCGCCUGGCAGGUCGUCCCCCAGAGGCGCGGUCGUUCAAGAUGCGGGAAUGUAUCGAGAAUAUUACGACUCAUACGUCGUCGAAUAUCCGCAUGAACCGACUGAAGAAGCCGCAGAGACGUACACGGAGUACCGCAAUGACUACGUUCACUCGUAA